Molecule: messenger RNA, 669 nt
Organism: Notechis scutatus (mainland tiger snake)
Lineage: Eukaryota; Metazoa; Chordata; Lepidosauria; Squamata; Elapidae
Gene: RPL24
Product: ribosomal protein L24
Biological process (GO): cytoplasmic translation
Cellular component (GO): cytosolic large ribosomal subunit
Molecular function (GO): mRNA binding; structural constituent of ribosome
Source: RefSeq, a predicted model, not a curated record
AGCACUUCCCAUCGUAUAACAAACAGCGGGUGUCCCCAUCAUGCCCCGCGCAAGUAUAGAAUCCGGUUUCCCAUGAGCCUCUCUUUCUCUUAUACGCUGGAGGAACCGGUGAGGUUGCUCAGCUGCUACCAUUAUGAAGGUCGAGUUGUGCAGCUUCAGUGGGUACAAGAUCUACCCCGGCCAUGGCCGCCGCUACGCUCGUACGGACGGGAAGGUUUUUCAAUUUUUGAAUGCAAAAUGUGAGUCCGCAUUCCUGUCUAAGAGAAAUCCCCGUCAGAUCAAUUGGACUGUUUUGUACAGGCGAAAGCACAAGAAAGGACAAUCUGAAGAGGUACAAAAGAAACGUACACGCCGUGCUGUAAAGGGCCAUAGAGCAAUCACAGGUGCUUCUUUGGCUGAAAUAAUGGCUAAGAGAAAUCAGAAGCCUGAAGUGCGAAAAGCUCAAAGGGAACAGGCCAUUAGAGCUGCCAAGGAGGCAAAGAAGGCAAAGCAGGCAACUAAGAAAACAGUACCCUCUACAACAAAGGCACCAACAAAGACUGCACCAAAACAAAAAAUUGUGAAGCCUGUGAAAGUUUCUGCUCCUCGUGUUGGUGGGAAACGCUGAUUUGUGCUGAUUUGAUUAUGUCAAUAAAAUUUUGACUAUAAUUGGUCUAUUAUCUUUAAAAA